Molecule: messenger RNA, 2172 nt
Organism: Chrysoperla carnea
Lineage: Eukaryota; Metazoa; Arthropoda; Insecta; Neuroptera; Chrysopidae
Product: protein S-acyltransferase 21
Exons: 3
Coding region: 1-2172 (723 amino acids)
Biological process (GO): protein targeting to membrane; peptidyl-L-cysteine S-palmitoylation
Cellular component (GO): endoplasmic reticulum; Golgi apparatus
Molecular function (GO): protein-cysteine S-palmitoyltransferase activity
Source: RefSeq, a predicted model, not a curated record
AUGUUGAACGAGCCAACUGGCAAUACAAAAUUAUGCUCCACAAAUCAAAUCAGUAAUAUUACCGGUCCACCAGAAUAUCGAAAGUGGCGUAGAACAAACGGUCUACAAUUACCAUUAAAUCCACAACAAGUAAUUGGUUGGUUGGCACUUGGAUUUUCAGCAGCCACAUCAUUUUUUGUAUUAAUACCAACAAUCAAAACUCCAUUACAAACAAUCUUGCUAGCAAUUUUUUCAAUAUUGUAUUUAUUUCAUAUUGUAACGCAUAUAAUUGCCUUAACAUUAGAUCCAGCUGAUCCUGCACUCAGAAAAUUAAAACAAAAGAAACCGAUACCAGAAUUUGAUCGAACAAAACACACACAUGUAAUUGAAAAUGGAAGAUGUCAUUUAUGCAAUAUACAGACAUCAACUCCACGGACGAAACAUUGUAGUGUUUGUAAUAAAUGUGUUGGACAUUUUGACCAUCACUGUAAAUGGUUAAAUCAUUGUAUUGGAAGAAGGAAUUAUGUUCCAUUUUUAAUGUGUGUUACAACUGCGGUUAUCACCGCAAUUGCGGUACUGAUUGUAUGUUUAAGUGAAAUAGUUUUAUAUUAUGUGAAUCCAGAAUGGUUGACAUUGAAUUGGUCAAAUAAUGCAACGCAACCAAAUCAAAAUGCUUCAGCCACAAGUGGUAAACCAUUUGCCACAAGUGAUAUUGCAUUUUUAGUCAUCGUUGGUGCUUUAGGUGUAUUAGCUGCAAUUACUGCUGGUCUUUUAUUACAUUUAUGUUUUUUCCAUGUAUAUAUUUCAUUUUUGGGCUUAACCACUUACGAAUAUAUACGAACAUACCGUCCAAAUUUAAUGUCAACAGCUCCACCUAAUAACACAACCCAACAAGUACCAUCUUCAACAAACUCAACAACAAAUAUUCCUUCCAGUAAUAAUCAAAUUCCAUUCCAUAAUUUAAACCCAUCCACGUUACGACAAAGACCGUCUAGUUUACAUUGCUGUGAUAGACAAAACGUUAACGACUCACAACUAAAUAAUACGACAAACAAUAUGGCAUCAAACUUUUAUAAUAAUGAUUGUAAAUGUUGUGGUAUUGUAUUAGCUGCAAAUUAUAGUAGUUCCGAAAGUGAUAUUGUGUCCACAGAGAAAAGUCCAUCGAAAAAACAUCGGACAACCACAAAUAAAUGGAAUUGUUGUUCAUCUGUACCAGACAGUCCUGACGAUCCAGUAUUAAGUCCACAUUCAAAGGAGUGUGCCUUUGGUUUAUGUAAAAUACGAUCAAAAUCUAAAGUGAACACAUUAGAAACUGUAUCAAUUCAUACUGAAAACACAUCAUCAUCAGCAAAUAUGGCUACAUCGUUAGAACGAAAUCGCACAAAUUCAACAAGUCGACCAAAUCGUGCUGCAAUACGCAUUAGAUUAUUAUUUCGUGUUAUAAGUAAUCUUCGCUCGAGACACCGUCGAAACACUUCUUCAAAUACAACAGAAAUUCCAACAAUUUCUGCAUCUUCAUCAACUAAUUCUUCUACUCGACAUAAUCAAGUUGUGCCUUUAAAUGAUCAUCAGAUGAUCACAAACUCAACACCAACAACGUCUAGUCAACAGAACGACGAAAGGCAGGUAUUGCAUCCACCUGCAGCCCCAAUUUCAAUGCGCCGUAGGUUUGGUGUAAACGCACCUAGAGCUAAUGGUACUACAAAUGGUACAAUUUUAACACAAAAAUUGACUGACACACCGACAAAUUUCUUAGAAAUACGUGAUCAAAAUAUGACAAGUUUAUUUGAUCGUUUAAAUAGUAACGCAUUUUCGUCAGUUAUCAUGCCAAAUAUUUCAGAAAGUAAUAGUAUUAGACGUUAUAGACGCCGACGACGUCAUACGAUAUUACAUAAUCGACCAAAAUCUCCUACGUUAAGUCCAAUACACGAAAGUGGUUUGUCUAAUCCCACUUCACCAAUUCCAUGUAGACAUAAUUCUUUUAUGUCUAUAGCGGAUGCUGAUACAUUAACGUCUUCUUCUGUGUAUAGUAUUACUAAUAAAAAAUUAACUGAUAGUUCCGAUACUGCGGCAUGUUUUAGUACAAAUUCAACGACCAUGGAAUAUAAAAUUAAUUCGCAAACUUUAGAAUUAACCACUAAAGAAAAUCAUACAAUUGAAAUUGCAGGGGUUAGAUGGAUUGAGGAAAAGUAG